Messenger RNA from Drosophila ficusphila, 1968 nucleotides. It is a transcript of the gene Ttc26, whose product is annotated as intraflagellar transport protein 56. Gene Ontology annotation, biological process: intraciliary transport involved in cilium assembly; intraciliary anterograde transport. The coding region runs from base 256 to 1968 and encodes 570 amino acids. Gene Ontology annotation, molecular function: intraciliary transport particle B binding; protein binding. Gene Ontology annotation, cellular component: intraciliary transport particle B; ciliary basal body; ciliary base. NCBI's taxonomy places the organism in Eukaryota, Metazoa, Arthropoda, Insecta, Diptera, Drosophilidae. The record is from RefSeq and is a predicted model, not a curated record. The transcript is spliced from 5 exons.
CGGAUCAACAGUUGGUUCUGCUUACGGUUACACUUAGGGGGUAAGGAUACGGAUGGGCUUGCAUUCACAGAUCCUGGCGGGCUCUUUCUGAAGCCAGUGAGGCAUGGUCGAACUGCUUUAUCGACGCUAUGUAGGUUGCCAAGCGACCGUAACCAAGCGUUCCAAGCCCAAAACAGAAAACACAAAACGCAAAACAGAAGGAGCUAGCAAGGCGUAAGGAGUGAAAAUCCCGGAAAAAAGAAAGGCUCUGGAAAAAUGAUACUUUCACGCGGAAAAACCGACUCGGCGAGCUCGAGAAACGCCAGCGGAGGAACUGGCAGUGGACUUGGGGUCGGUCGGCAGGCGAGAAAGACCCCGGCACCGGCAUCCCUCGAGGAUUUCAUCAUCAAGCGGGACUACACGGGUGCCAGGGCAUUUCUAGAGUACGCCAACGAUGAUGAGGACGAGGAGGAGGGAGCCCACGGACCAAAACAACGUCAGGUGGAUCAAUGGAUUGCCUUCUGCAACUUCCACUUGGGUGACUACCAACAGGCAUUGUCUCAAUACAAAGCCAUUCAACAGAGUUCCGCGGGUUCUGAUGGAAAACUGGAUCUCAACCUGGCCGUCUGCAUGUUUUACUUGGGCUUGUACGAGGAGGCUCAACAAUUGAUGGCCAAUGCGGCUGACAACCCGCUAAAGCAGCGACUUCUGUUCCACUUGGCUCACAAAUUGGGAAACGAAGAGGAAUGGAGUCAGUUGCAGGAGGAACUCCAGGAUUCAUCGAGUUUGGAGCAACAACUUAGCCUGGCUUCUAUGCACUAUAUGCGAGCUCAUUACCAAGAAGCCAUCGAUGUCUACAAACGAGUUUUGGUGGACAACAAGGACUAUCAGGCCAUAAAUGUCUACUUGGCUCUGUGUUUCUAUAAGUUGGAUUACUAUGACAUGUCCCAGGAGGUUUUGGAUGUGUAUCUAAGUCAACAUGGCGAUAGCACUAUUGCUAUAAACUUGAAGGCUUGUAAUCGUUUUCGUUUGUUUAAUGGCCGAGUUGCCGAGCAGGAGAUCAAAAACAUUGCAGAUAAUGGCACUUUUGGUGCAGAUCUCUUGCGACAUAAUUUGGUGGUUUUUCGGAAUGGUGAAGGAGCUCUACGUGUCCUUCCAGGAUUACUUAAUAUCAUUCCAGAAGCUCGCUUGAAUUUGGCUAUUUACUAUUUGAAGCAAGGAGAUGUUCAAGAAGCUCAUGCUUUAAUGAAGGAACUGCAACCCACUUCGCCACAUGAAUAUAUUCUUAAAGGUGUGGUUCACGCUGCUCUAGGACAACAAUUGGGAUCGAAAGAGCACAUUAAGACAGCCCAACAGAAUCUCCAUUUGGUGGGCAGCUCGGCCACAGAAUGUGAUACCAUUCCAGGUCGACAAAGUAUGGCCUCUGCCUUUUUUCUUUACGAACAAUUCGAGGAGGUUCUGGUCUACAUGAACUCCAUUCGCAGUUACUUUGUAAACGAUGAUGUUUUCAACUACAACUUUGCCCAGGCAAAAUGCGCCACAGGUUAUUACAAAGAGGCGGAGGAGUUGCUAAUGCAGAUAUCCGAUAUGGAUAUAAAAAACCAGCACACCUACUGCAUGAUCUUGGCCAAGUGUCACAUACACUGUGGACACCCUGAGUUGGCCUGGAAUGUAUUCAUCACCAGAGACACAAAUGCUGAGGCUUUUAUCCUGCUGCAAUUGAUUGCCAAUGAGUGCUACAGGUGUUCAGAGUUUUGGGUGGCAGCCAAAGCUUUUGAUAUGCUCGAAAAACUCGAUCCCAGUCCUGAAAAUUGGGAGGGAAAACGGGGAGCCUGCGCCGGAGUUUUGUUUGCCUUGUGCACCAAAGCUCAAAGAGGUCGUCCUGGUGGAGGAAUAUCCGAGGUUAUUGGCAUUUUAAGAGACUCAUCAAAUUCCCAAGCAGAAGCCAUGAUUAAAACCAUAAGGAAGCACAUAAGUCAUUUCAAAUAG